CCAUGCUCUCCUUCUCAGCGGCACCCCUUCUCCACCUGAGUCUCCUGCUCUUUCUGUCGAGCCACUCACCUGCUCUCUGCUGCCGGAUCGGGGACAGCAGUGAGUGUCAGUCUGCUUCCUUUGUGCCAGGCCACAACCUGGCGGGGGAGGGAUUUGAUGUGGUCACCCUGCAGCGAAAAGGAGCCUACGUGGUUGACAUGAAGACCUACCUGACCCCAGAUGACACCUGUACUCUCUGCGCCAAUCCUCUUCAAGGCAACAUCCUGCAGAAACUGCCAGUCUCUGCUGUGGACUGGCGCUCAUUCAGCCGAUGCAGUGCAGACCUCUACAGCAGUGUGCACACCUCUGUGAGCUCACUGAUUAACACUUACACUUCCCACGACACUAACGACUGGAAGGUUGGCUUAGAUUUAGAUAAGGUUGUGUCUGCCAAGCUGGAGGUGGGAGGAACACGCUCCACUGCGUAUAAAUUUGCUACAGAAAGGACCAGAGAGGACCGCUAUGUCUUCAGCACUCACAGGGUCACCUGCAGCCACUAUGGUUACCGUGUAUCAGUCAAACCGCCCCUCAGCUCCGAGUUCAGUGAGGAUUUGGAAAGGCUGCCGACUUUCUACAACUCCUCCACCAGGGCUCAGUACAGUGAGCUCAUACACAUCUAUGGCACACACUACAUUCGCCAGGUUUACCUCGGGGGGCGACUCAGGCGAGUCACAGCGGCACGGACCUGUUUGUCCUCACUGAAUGGGCUCUCCUCAAAUGAGCUCCACACCUGCUUAUCACUGGGUGUCUCUGUAGGCCUGGGGAGGGUGAAAUUAUCUAGUAACAGACAGUCUUGCAACAAGGUCCUACAGAACCAGGACCUCUCCACCUCGUACAGCUCUGGUCUCCACCAGCACGUCACAGAGGUGGCAGGAGGCACUGGUUGGUUGGGGGAGUUUUCACUCACUCAUAAUGACUCCCUCGGCUACAUGAAUUGGCUGAAGACCCUGAAGCACCAUCCAGAUGUUGUUUCGUACUCCCUUAGACCAUUGUAUGAGCUGGUGCCAAAUGAGUCACAGAAGGCAGGGAUGAAGGCGGCCAUAGAGCAGUACUUGGAGGAAAACGCUGUGACGAAGUCACCCAAAGAACCCAACUGCGGGUCGCACACACCUAACCUGGCUUCCAACUGCUGUCCUCUGAACGCCUGGAGGGGGACACUGGUGGUGACCAUUGUCCGAGGCUGGGAUCUGAAAGGAGAUUUAACUGGACAGACAGAGAGCUAUGCUAAGAUGUGGUACGGAUCGUUCUAUCGCAGGACUCAUAUGAUCCGGUCAAACUAUCCCUGGUGGAACGCACGUUAUAAUCUGGGCAAGGUGGACACACACCUUGGUUUGAAGGUUGAGGUCUGGGACGAGGAUUUGAAAUACGAUGACCGUCUGGGAUCAUGUACAAAGAACCUGUCGCAGGGGACACACAGGUUCACCUGUUGGGCCAAGAGAGGCGGCUUUGAGGUCCAAUACACUCUGACCUGCGACCGUCACCUAACCGGAGACAGGUGUAACCGUUACAAACCAUCUCCACAGUGAGAAAUGUAUUUUGGGGCCACGCUAUUCACAAAUGUUGUUCACUUCUCCGAAAAGUACAACUGAAAUCACAUUUACUCAUCACAUUUGUAGUCUAAAUUUAAGUCAUUAUCUGUUUAAAAUUCAUAAUGCCGUUUGUAUCAUGUUAGACACGACUUUCUGUGACCUCCAUGUCUUCCAAAUCAACAAUACUUUCCUGAAA
Molecule: messenger RNA, 1764 nt
Organism: Plectropomus leopardus (leopard coralgrouper)
Lineage: Eukaryota; Metazoa; Chordata; Actinopteri; Perciformes; Serranidae
Source: RefSeq, a predicted model, not a curated record